ACGGUGGAAUUGUCAUAACGUUGCGCCAUUCACAGCUGACCGCAGUUAAAAUUUUUCAUUCAAUUGUUCAUUAAGACAUAAAAUCAUUAGCAUUAGCAAAAUGCUACGUUUCGUGGCGUUUUUCGCCUUUAUUUUGGCACUCGCCAGUGCUGAUCUUGUGAGAGUUCCAAUGCGCCGCAUACCGACCAUUAGGAAAACUCUAAUGGAAAUGGGAACUGAAUUAUGUCAAAUUCGAUUGAGAUAUGGAAGCCAAGGUCCAGGACCAGAACCACUGUCGAAUUACAUGGAUGCUCAGUACUACGGGGAAAUCGGUAUUGGUACCCCUCCCCAGAAGUUCAAAGUCGUGUUCGACACGGGCUCAUCGAACCUCUGGGUGCCAUCAAAAAAAUGCCACAUCACCAAUAUCGCCUGCCUAAUGCACUCCAAGUACGACAGCUCUAAAUCAUCAACUUUUAAGUCCAAUGGGACAACCUUUGCCAUUCAGUAUGGAUCUGGAAGUCUUUCUGGAUUUUUAUCUACUGACAUUGUUAAUAUUGCAGGAUUCGAAAUCAAAGACCAGGGCUUUGCCGAAGCCCUGAGUGAACCAGGACUGGCUUUCGUGGCAGCUAAAUUUGAUGGUAUCCUGGGUAUGGCAUACAAGACAAUCGCAGUUGAUGGAGUAACUCCCCCAUUCUACGCAAUGUACGAGCAAGGUCUGAUAAACCAGCGAAUCUUCAGUUUCUACCUCAACAGAGAUCCGAAUACUGAUCCUGGCGGUGAAAUGAUCCUAGGAGGUUCGGAUCCAGAUCAUUAUGAUGGAGAGUUUACAUACGUCCCGGUAGAUCGUCAAGCUUAUUGGCAGUUUGGAAUGGAUUCAAUUGUCAUUGGGGAUAAGAAAUUCUGUACAGGUUGUCAAGCAAUUGCUGACACUGGUACCUCCCUUAUCGCUGGACCAGUACAAGAUGUUGCAGCAAUUAACAAAGCAAUAGGUGCUACUCCCAUUAUUUCUGGAGAAGCCAUGAUCAACUGUAAUCUUAUUCCCAAUUUACCUAUUAUCAAAUUUGUCAUUGGCGGAAAAGAAUUCUCACUGACUGGAGACAAUUAUGUUCUCAAAGUUAGUCAAUUUGGAAAGACUGUUUGCCUGAGUGGCUUCAUGGGAAUUGAUAUCCCCCCACCAAAUGGACCUCUUUGGAUCCUUGGUGAUGUAUUCAUCGGUCGUUACUACACGGAAUUCGACAUGGAGAAUAAUCGCCUUGGUUUCGCUAUCGCUAAGUAAAUUUUCCUUCGGAGAUUAAGUGAUUGCUUCAUUGAACGAAAUUAUUGAGCUAAGAAAUUUCAAGGGAAGUCAAUCGUAGAAUAAAUGAAUUGACCAUUUGUUCCUCAUUUUUUGAUUUUUAUAAUUUUUGUCUACUAUCGCGAGGAUUCAUACUCGCAGUGGCAUUAAGAUAUUUUUUCAACUAAGUUUUAAUCGUAUGUAUUCAGAAAUUAUGAUUGAAUUUGAAUAAAUUGAAAAGUUCUGAUA
Messenger RNA from Diachasmimorpha longicaudata, 1501 nucleotides. RefSeq names its product lysosomal aspartic protease-like. Gene Ontology annotation, molecular function: aspartic-type endopeptidase activity. Gene Ontology annotation, cellular component: lysosome. Gene Ontology annotation, biological process: cell death; proteolysis. The transcript has 4 exons. The record is from RefSeq and is a predicted model, not a curated record. The coding region runs from base 101 to 1255 and encodes 384 amino acids. Lineage: Eukaryota; Metazoa; Arthropoda; Insecta; Hymenoptera; Braconidae.